This is a messenger RNA of Rattus rattus (black rat), 4543 nucleotides long. RefSeq names its product anoctamin 3 (gene Ano3). The transcript is spliced from 27 exons. Gene Ontology annotation, cellular component: plasma membrane. Bases 155 to 3100 code for a protein of 981 amino acids. Gene Ontology annotation, biological process: chloride transmembrane transport. NCBI's taxonomy places the organism in Eukaryota, Metazoa, Chordata, Mammalia, Rodentia, Muridae. The record is from RefSeq and is a predicted model, not a curated record. Gene Ontology annotation, molecular function: chloride channel activity; protein dimerization activity.
CUAAGUGCUGGCUAAAGCAGGUGUCAGAUUGCGAUGAGCUAGGUGGCUCUGGGAUUACUCAGAGCCUCAGGAGUGUCUCUGGAAAGUCCGGCUACAAUUCCUCCGCAUCCCUCUCGGACAGCUCCUCAACUCCGCUGGAACAGGCAGAGUGAAAAUGGUCCACCACUCAGGCUCCAUUCAGUCCUUUAAACAGCAAAAAGGUAUGAAUAUAAGCAAAAGUGAGAUAACAACGGAAGCUUCUUUAAAACCAUCUCGGAGAUCUCUGCCCUGUCUGGCUCAGAGCUAUGCUCACUCAAAAAGCUUGAGUCAAUCUGCCUCGCUGUUUCAGUCAACCGAGAGUGAAUCUCAGGCUCCAACCUCUGUGACAUUUCUCUCUGCUGAUAAACCUGAACAUGUUACUUCUGAGGAGAGUAGAAAAGACUCUACCCUUAAGUGUUCCUUUGCUGACCUCAGUGAGUUUUGCUUGGCUCUGGGGAAAGACAAGGAUUACAUGGAUGAAUCUGAACAUGCCAACUAUGAUCGAUCUCGUCUCCUUAAUGACUUUGUUACCAAAGAUAAACCGGAAUCCAAGACAAAGUUAUCUAAGAAUGACAUGAGUUACAUAGCAUCCAGUGGGCUCUUAUUCAAAGAUGGCAAAAAGAGAAUUGAUUACAUCCUGGUUUAUCGAAAAACAAAUAUACAAUAUGACAAAAGAAACACAUUUGAAAAGAACCUGAGAGCAGAAGGCUUGAUGUUGGAGAAGGAGCCAGCAGUUGCCAAUCCUGACAUCAUGUUUAUUAAAGUUCACAUUCCAUGGGACACACUGUGCAAGUAUGCAGAGAGGCUGAACAUCAGGGUGCCCUUCAGGAAAAAAUGUUACUAUACUGACCAGAAGAACAAAUCAAUGAACAGGGUACAAAAGUAUUUCAAAAGAAUCAAAAAAUGGAUGUCCCAAAACCCAAUGGUUCUUGACAAGUCAGCGUUUCCAGAGCUGGAGGAGUCAGACUGCUACACUGGCCCUUUCAGCAGAGCCAGGAUUCACCACUUUAUAAUAAACAAUAAGGACACCUUCUUCAGCAAUGCUACUCGCAGCAGGAUAGUCUAUCACAUGCUGGAACGUACCAAAUAUGAAAACGGAAUAUCAAAAGUGGGUAUUCGUAAGCUUAUCAAUAAUGGCUCAUACAUAGCAGCAUUCCCCCCACACGAGGGAGCCUACAAGAGUAGCCUUCCCAUCAAAACCCAUGGACCUCAGAAUAACAGACAUCUAUUGUAUGAGCGCUGGGCACGCUGGGGAAUGUGGUACAAGCAUCAGCCUCUGGACUUAAUCAGGCUGUACUUUGGUGAGAAGAUUGGCUUAUACUUCGCCUGGCUGGGAUGGUAUACUGGAAUGCUGAUUCCUGCUGCAGUGGUCGGCCUAUGUGUUUUCUUCUACGGAUUAGUUACAAUGAAUGAAAGUCAAGUAAGCCAAGAAAUUUGUAAAGCCACCGAAGUCUUCAUGUGCCCCCUGUGUGACAAGAAUUGCUCACUGCAGCGACUCAACGACAGCUGCAUCUAUGCCAAGGUAACAUAUUUGUUUGAUAAUGGAGGGACAGUCUUCUUCGCUAUUUUUAUGGCAAUAUGGGCCACUGUCUUUCUUGAGUUUUGGAAAAGGAGAAGAAGCAUACUGACUUACACAUGGGACCUUAUUGAGUGGGAAGAAGAGGAGGAAACACUUCGCCCCCAGUUUGAAGCAAAAUACUACAGGAUGGAGAUAAUAAACCCCAUCACAGGGAAACCUGAGCCUCAUCAGCCUUCAUCUGACAAAGUCACACGACUUCUUGUGUCUGUCUCAGGGAUCUUCUUCAUGAUCUCCUUGGUCAUCACAGCAGUGUUUGCAGUUGUGGUGUACCGUCUGGUUGUCAUGGAACAGUUUGCAUCUUUCAAGUGGAAUUUCAUCAAACAGCACUGGCAGUUUGCUACAUCUGGUGCUGCUGUCUGUAUCAAUUUCAUAAUCAUCAUGCUGCUGAAUCUUGCCUAUGAAAAAAUUGCAUACCUCCUCACAAAUUUAGAAUAUCCUCGAACAGAAUCAGAGUGGGAAAACAGCUUUGCUUUGAAGAUGUUCCUUUUCCAGUUUGUCAAUCUGAACAGUUCUAUCUUCUAUAUUGCAUUCUUUUUGGGAAGAUUCGUAGGCCACCCAGGAAAAUACAAUAAGCUUUUUGAGCGGUGGAGACUGGAGGAAUGCCAUCCUAGCGGCUGUCUGAUAGACCUCUGCCUCCAGAUGGGCGUCAUCAUGUUUCUGAAGCAAAUAUGGAACAACUUCAUGGAGCUGGGAUAUCCGUUAAUCCAAAACUGGUGGUCACGACAUAAAAUCAAACGGGGAAUCCAGGAUGCUUCCAUACCACAAUGGGAAAAUGACUGGAACCUUCAGCCUAUGAACAUUCAUGGGCUGAUGGACGAAUACUUAGAAAUGGUUUUGCAGUUUGGCUUCACUACCAUCUUUGUUGCUGCUUUUCCCCUGGCCCCUCUUUUGGCUCUGUUAAACAAUAUCAUAGAAAUCAGAUUGGAUGCAUAUAAAUUUGUGACCCAGUGGAGGAGGCCUCUGCCAGCCCGAGCCACUGACAUAGGUAUCUGGCUUGGAAUUCUUGAGGGAAUUGGCAUAUUGGCUGUGAUCACCAAUGCAUUUGUAAUUGCUAUUACAUCUGAUUACAUCCCACGUUUUGUCUAUGAAUACAAAUACGGCCCUUGUGCAAAUCAUGUAAAGCAGAAUGAAAAUUGCCUAAAGGGAUAUGUCAACAAUAGCUUAUCCUUCUUUGACCUGAGUGAACUUGGUAUCGGAAAAUCUGGUUACUGCAGGUACCGAGACUAUAGAGGCCCCCCUUGGAGUUCCAAACCCUAUGAGUUCACCUUACAGUACUGGCACAUCCUGGCUGCUCGAUUGGCCUUCAUUAUUGUGUUUGAGCAUCUUGUUUUUGGCAUUAAGUCAUUCAUUGCAUACCUGAUUCCAGAUAUACCAAAGGGCCUCCGCGAGCGCAUACGGCGAGAGAAAUACUUAGUUCAAGAAAUGAUGUAUGAGGCUGAACUGGAACAUUUACAGCAACAGAGAAGAAAAAGUGGUCAGCCUAUUCACCAUGAAUGGCCUUAGGCAGUACCUGUUACCCAAAAGGGGAGGUACCAUUAGUGUGCAGGAAUGAGACACUUGAAAUGUAGCUAGGAUCCAAGAGAAAGGCACACUUGGCAAACUACAUUGUAAAAUGCUACUUGGAAAUACAUCCUAGAGGUCUAUGUGAUUUAGAAUGCUCAGACUUCUAAGGAAAUAAAGACUCGUGACCUCCAAAGUACUCCAACGGAAUGGCAGGCAGCCAGGCUCUGAUGCUCAGAACAAGCCUUCAGGGGAGUUCUCUGUUUUGAGGCCAUUCUGUUCCAUUAGCUGCAGAACAAAUAGGAAACAGAGUGGUGGAAUUUCCAGGGACAAGUUUUCACAUAAAUGAUCAUAAGCUGGAAAUACUAAUUGGAUUCUAGGACUUACACUUAACCUCAGAUAUUUGCAAGAAAUGAGUUUAAUCAGUUGUUGGCUCUGAUGUCAGAACCCCAUGUCCCUUCAGCUUACAGGUUUGUGGAGUCGUCUUUGUCUCAUUGAUAUAAUGAGUGUAUGCACAUGGCAUUUAUGCUGCUCUAUGUCAACUAUGCACUUGAAGAGCUGAACAUCACUAUAGCAGUCAAUCCAAAAAUCCAAAUUCCCACAAAGAGCACCACUGAAAUAAUUCUAUUAUAUUGGCUGUGUUCGAGUCUUCUUUAUCACUCAGAGUCAAGUGCCCAUUUUUGUUAACAAAUGCCAAUAACUUUACUUUGAAAAUUUGAAUGGGUAUUCUUGUAUCAUUAGAACAUGAGUAAUUCAUAUUUCGCUGCAGAAACCUACCUUCUAUUCUUAUAUUCUAUGUGCCCCUGUCUGAAUGAUUAUAAAUCUCACAGAAUGCUAUGUUGAAACUUUGUAAAUAUGCCAAUGUUCCUUAUAUGUUUGCACUUUUCCACUGUGUAAUAUGAGUUACAGUUCAUGGAGCUCUACGGCCAGUUACACAGCUACUGUAAUCUGUUCAUUCAGGAAAUCCAAAGCCAAAUGUUCUGCAACACUUAUGCUUUUUCUAUAACGUGCAUUCUCAAUUAUGAGCUAAUGAAAAUAAUGCAUGCAUGGAGUGUAUUAUUUACAUAAAAAACCUUUCUAUGUUUCACUUUUUCUUCGUGGAAUGGAGAUUUCUGGGUUUUGAUGAGUUGACUCUAUUGAGUUUCAAAACUCUCUAGAAACAAGUCAGUUUAAUUGUGAAGAUCAUAGUUUAGUUUGUGAUAGAUUCCUUAUUUGAAUGUUGACUUUAUGUCACAUUAACAGGGCAUAAAUGAAAGAGUAUUUAACUAAAAGAAUCUCAGAGGAAACAUUAUUUAAGGGGACAGAAUACAAAGAAAGCCAGGGGUGAAGGAGCAGGGUAUAUUGUAGAAAUCAAUACAUAUUCCCUUGCAGAACAGGAAGAUCCAUUCUUUUUUCUCUGUGUAUAGUGUGUGAAAUCACACAGAGAACACAUAAGCAUAUAACACA